AUGGCAAUGAAGAGACAAAGAAACAACGAAGGAACAGCAGACAACAUCGACGUAGCAAAUUGCUUAAUGCUCCUCUCUUGUCCACAACAAGAAAAAGCCUUUGAAACCGGAGUAUACGAGUGCAAAACAUGCAACAAAAAAUUCUCAUCUUUUCAAGCACUUGGUGGCCAUAGAGCUAGUCACAAGAGAAUGAAGCUAGCUGAAGGAGAAGAGCUUAAAGAACAAGCUAAGUCUCUUAGUUUAUGGAACAAACCCAAAAUGCAUGAAUGUUCUAUAUGUGGUAUGGGAUUUUCCUUGGGUCAAGCAUUGGGAGGACACAUGAGAAAACAUAGAGCUGCCAUGAGUGAAGGGUUUUCUUCUAUCAAUCAGAUUAUUGCUAAAAUUCCAGUUUUGAAGAGAUCGAAUAGUAAGAGAGUUAUGGGAUUUGACUUGAAUUUAACACCUUUGGAGAAUGAUGACUUGAUGCUUGGAAUGAAGUUACCUUUAACACCAAUUCCUCUUUCUUUGUUUUGA
Messenger RNA from Lathyrus sativus (Indian pea), 513 nucleotides. The record is from the annotation of a GenBank genome assembly. NCBI's taxonomy places the organism in Eukaryota, Viridiplantae, Streptophyta, Magnoliopsida, Fabales, Fabaceae.